Exaiptasia diaphana is the source of this 617-nucleotide messenger RNA. RefSeq names its product 60S ribosomal protein L21. Gene Ontology annotation, biological process: translation. Gene Ontology annotation, cellular component: ribosome; cytosolic large ribosomal subunit. The coding region runs from base 104 to 586 and encodes 160 amino acids. The record is from RefSeq and is a predicted model, not a curated record. NCBI's taxonomy places the organism in Eukaryota, Metazoa, Cnidaria, Anthozoa, Actiniaria, Aiptasiidae. The transcript has 7 exons. Gene Ontology annotation, molecular function: structural constituent of ribosome.
GGACUUUCACGCGUGGUGCAUUUUGGGAGUCGUAUGUAAAUGAUCUUUCUCUUUUUCAUCCGCCAUCUUAYAAGGGUUCACGUGGUAGAAAACAUCUAUCAAGAUGGUGAACACGACUGGGUAUCGCCGAGGAACUCGGUAUAUGUUUUCUAGGGAUUUCAGGCGUCGUGGUGUUAUUCACUUGUCGACGUAUAUGAAAACCUACAAAGUUGCUGAUAUAGUCGACGUCAAAGCUAAUGGUGCUAUACAGAAGGGUAUGCCACACAAAAUCUAUCAUGGCAAAACUGGUAGAGUGUACAAUGUCACCAAACGAGCUCUUGGUGUAGUAGUUAACAAAAGAGUCAAGGGUAGAAUCUUGGCCAAGAAGAUCAAUGUUCGCAUUGAGCAUGUGAAGCACUCAAAGUGUCGCGAUGAUUUCCUUAGGAGAGUUAAGGAGAAUGAACUGAAGAAAAAGGAGGCCAAGGCUGCUGGCACAACUGUCAAAUGCAAACGACAGCCUGCCCAACCUCGUCCAGCCCACUUUGUAAAAACAAAGAGAAAUAAACCUACAACCCUACAACCACUUCCUUACGAGUUUGUCAUCUAAGGAAUUGAAUUAAACUUGAAAUCUCUUUGUC